Molecule: messenger RNA, 1226 nt
Organism: Leptopilina boulardi
Lineage: Eukaryota; Metazoa; Arthropoda; Insecta; Hymenoptera; Figitidae
Gene: Yip1d1
Product: protein YIPF5
Exons: 2
Coding region: 238-1017 (259 amino acids)
Biological process (GO): endoplasmic reticulum to Golgi vesicle-mediated transport; vesicle fusion with Golgi apparatus
Cellular component (GO): trans-Golgi network
Source: RefSeq, a predicted model, not a curated record
UUCGUUAAAAAAACGUCCGCAGUGCUGAUGUUGAUUUAAAGUCGUGUCACUGCAAAAACAAAAUAAUAUGUUUUAUUUAUUUACUUAAAAUACAAUAAUAUGUAUUCGUUUUCAUUACACAAUAAAUCAAAAUUAAAUGUAUUAGUGUAAAAAGUGUAUGAAAUUUCAUGUGCCAUUGAAGAGAAUUUUAUUUUGAAACGUGAAGACUGAAUUUUUGAGGUUAUACAGUGGUCCAUUAUGGCUGGAUAUACUAAUCAAGAUAAUUAUUGGUCUCAACCACAACAAAAUCAAUAUAAUUUUGAACCAACUGGUUUUGGACAACAAGAUCAACAAUUUGAAUUUCAAUCAUACAGUGAUCAACAAGCUGUGGAUUAUUCAUAUACGCAAAAGGGAUUUCUCGAUCCUACACAAAGUGCUUAUGGAAAUGAUGUUUAUGGUCAGGAUAGUUUUACUAAAGGUCCAAAUGAUUUUACAGACGAGGAAAAUGAACCACCACUUCUUGAAGAAUUAGGAAUAGAUCCAGAUAGAAUUAUUCAGAAAACUCUGGCCGUAUUAAAUCCAUUUCAUCGACGUGGACAAACUGAUGAUGCAAAUUAUCUUCUACAGGAUUCGGAUUUAGCUGGUCCAGUAGCUUUUUGCUUGAUUCUUGCUGCUUUUCUAUUAUUAGCCGGAUCAAAAGCACAUUUUGGCUAUGUUUAUGGACUUGCAGUGACAUCAUGUCUUCUCAUGUAUAUUCUUCAAUCGCUAAUGAGUAGCACUGGUAACAUUACACUUUCAUCAGUUGCAUCAGUGUUAGGAUAUUGUAUAUUGCCUGUUGUUGGUUUAGCUGGAAUUGCUAUUUUUACAACACUUCGUGGUCCAAUUGGUUUAAUUCUUUCUGCAAUGACAGUUGGAUGGGCUUCACUUUCUGCAUCGCGAUUAUUUUCAGCAAUGUCCGGCGAGGAUAAGCAACGUUUACUUAUUGCUUAUCCCUGUAUCCUUUUGUAUGGUGUUUUUACUUUGUUAGUCAUAUUUUAAAUACGUCGUUAUAAUCGUCUUAUUAAAUAUAAUAUUCAAUUUUUCAAAAUGAAAAUUAUUUUUUCAUCUUAUAUUUGAGUUGAAUUUGUUUUUUUGAAUGUAAAAUAAUUGGAAAAUUUUGUAAAUCAUCCUUUUUGGAAUCAAGUGAAUUAUUUUUUGUGUACAGUCAUUUUUGAAAAAUAAUAAAAAGAUAAGGUCUUAUUUUUGAA